AUGAGCUCUCCACUUUUCGGGCUACGAAGACGGCGCAGCCUCCUCCAUCACUCUAAUUCUUCUGCUCUGUCAAGCAAAGCGACCGCGUCGUCCUUCGCUGUGGUCUCACCUAUUCUCGGUCCAAUGGAAUCCAUACCGAGCCCGACGAACGACGAACUCUUACAUGACGGCGAAAUUGACGACGCGCAAUCUACAUCUGACACAGAUUCUGGAAGCUCGGACGCCGAUCCCGAUCUUGGUGAAGAUGGCGAGGACGGAGAUGGCACGACGAAUAACGGUGGGACCAGUCAUCGACCUAGCGCUGCAUUGAAUGAGGGGGAGAGGGGGGGCGGGAAUGAAAUCAGAGUCGAGAAUGGCAAUGGUAGCACAAAGACGUCGCCCACUCCCAAGCGCCAUGUGCGCAUAAACUCGCCUCCGCGCGUAGACACCCAAGUCCCACACCGGCGUCCAACGCGCAAUGACCCACCGAGUCCCACUUCGCAGAAUCGCCGGGCAUGGUACGAGUUUGAUCUUGCCGUAGUCGUCGCACUAGUCUCCCCGAUUGGAAGCUGGCUUACGGGGGGCGACCAUGUCAAGAAUCUCCUCCUGGUGUCCCUUCUCAUCUUCUAUUUACACCAAGUAGUCGAAGUUCCCUGGUCGCUCUAUCACGCUUGUCGCGCCCGUCAUAAGAUUGCAGCCCACUCGGCUGGCGCACCCACAAAGUCCGUCGCUUCUGCCCUCCUAUCCCUCGAACUAUUCUUCCUCGCUCUCACCGUACUCUCCCCUCUUUUCGGCGCGUUGCUCCUGCGAAUUGUCGGCAACGCCAUCGUCGGCCCCGAUGCACUCUCCUGGUUCAACGUAACACUAUUCGUCCUAGCCACUGGCCUUCGACCCUGGCGCCAUCUGGUCGACCGCGUGGCAGGCGCGGCAGAGGAGAUGCAAGGGAUCGUCUGUGAAGGCGCUUGCGGCGGCAGAUGCCAGUCCCCCAGCGAGACAGAGGAGCAGCAACGAUUGGAGGAACAGCGCGCGCAGCAGUCGGAUAUCUUGCUGCACAGACUAGAAGCCAUGGAGGCGGAGUUGUCUAAACUGAAGACGCGGAUGAGUGUACGGCAGGAUGAGCUGUAUGAUUACGUCGACGAGGCCGUGGAUGCAGUCGAUAGACGCGUUACAGACACCGAGUCGCGGCUGGUGAGGACUAUGCAUGAUGUCGAUGAAGUCGGAGCGUAUAUAAGACACUGGGGGAGGAGCUACUCUGCGACGUAUCUGGAUAUCCUCCCGAAGUGGAUCGCGCGCACGCUGGCGCUCCCGUUCUCCAGUCAAAAUCAACACAGUCCCAGUGCCAACGGGAAAAAAGAGCACAUACAACAACAACAUCAUCAUCAUCAUUCGGGAAGCUCUGCGAACACGCUCCGCACAGUGUCAUACAAGUCAGCAACGAACCAUGUUACGACCCCAUACUCGUCGAUGUACGCAUCCCCGAAUGGCUCAACGGCGACCAUCUACUCCAAGAAGCUCGAGCCGAUCCCAGAAGAAGACUCCUCUCCUCCCCCGCCGACUCCUCAUGCCAAUGGCAUAUCAUCUCCCACCAUCAUUAGAUCGUCUGACGUACCACCAUCCAACCCGAUAGAGUUUAUCGGCUCGCUCGUUUUUCUACCGUUCCGUAUUGUUCGUGGUGUUGUUUCUUGGAGCACAGGUUAUGUAUAUGGACCUUGA
Messenger RNA from Pleurotus ostreatus (oyster mushroom), 1692 nucleotides. RefSeq lists its product as uncharacterized. The record is from RefSeq and is a predicted model, not a curated record. The transcript is spliced from 3 exons. Lineage: Eukaryota; Fungi; Basidiomycota; Agaricomycetes; Agaricales; Pleurotaceae. The coding region runs from base 1 to 1692 and encodes 563 amino acids.